Ailuropoda melanoleuca (giant panda) is the source of this 1167-nucleotide messenger RNA. It is a transcript of the gene EXOSC6, whose product is annotated as exosome component 6. Gene Ontology annotation, cellular component: nucleolus; cytoplasmic exosome (RNase complex); nuclear exosome (RNase complex). The transcript has a single exon. Gene Ontology annotation, biological process: rRNA catabolic process; U4 snRNA 3'-end processing; nuclear mRNA surveillance. Bases 60 to 716 code for a protein of 218 amino acids. Gene Ontology annotation, molecular function: RNA binding. NCBI's taxonomy places the organism in Eukaryota, Metazoa, Chordata, Mammalia, Carnivora, Ursidae. The record is from RefSeq and is a predicted model, not a curated record.
AGAACCCGCACGCGACGCUGGAUCGGCGGGCGGAAGCGGCUCGCACGCCAGGCGCCGCCAUGCCCGGGGACCACCGCCGCAUCCGCGGGCCCGAGGAGUCGCAGCCGCCGCAGCUGUACGCGGCCGACGAGGAUGAGGCGCCUGCCGCCCGCGACCCGACGCGGCUGCGGCCUGUGUACGCACGCGCCGGGCUGCUGAGCCAGGCCAAGGGCUCGGCCUACUUGGAGGNUGCGCCCCCGGGCGGCGGGGAGGAGCGCGAGCUGGCGCUGGCCCUGCAGGAAGCGCUCGAGCCGGCGGUGCGCCUGGGCCGCUACCCGCGCGCGCAGCUCGAGGUGUCGGCGUUGCUGCUGGAGGACGGCGGCUCGGCACUGGCCGCCGCGCUCACGGCCGCCGCGCUCGCCCUGGCCGACGCGGGCGUGGAGAUGUACGACUUGGUGGUGGGCUGCGGCCUGAGCCGCACGCCGGAGCCGGCGCCCACCUGGCUGCUGGACCCCACGCGACUCGAGGAGGAGCACGCCGCCGCCGGCCUCACCGUGGCGCUCAUGCCCAUGCUCAACCAGGUGGCCGGGCUGCUGGGCAGCGGAGAGGGCGGCCCGACCGAGAGCUGGGCCGAGGCAGUGCGUCUGGGCCUGGAGGGCUGCCAGCGCCUCUACCCCGUCCUGCAGCAGUGCUUGGUGCGGGCUGCCCGCCGGAGGGGCGCCGCCGCGCCGUCCUGAACCGGAAGCCUGAGCAACGACGGACGCCUAGGACCGAGCCGCCGCCUUCCCCUAAAGGACCCGUGCCGUCAGCUUCCAGACUGCGCGGAGCUGAGAAUUCAAAGGGCCGGAGAGGAUCUGAGGAGGCGUGCACAGAACUAACGCACCGGACAGCUGUGUUGGAACGAUUUUUUAGAGACUUCCGUUAAAGAAACUUUUCUGCUCGAGCUGGUGUUUUCCAGCUACGACCCAGUGGAAGAAACUUGCGAAUGCGGCCUGGCUCCCAAGUUGGAAAGGACUUUUCAGCCGGACUCGCCUGAAAAACGGGACUUGGAGUUUUUGUCUUGUAAGGGAUGGACCCUAUGCAGGCCAGCUAGUGACUUCCUUCUAUAGAAUUGGUCUGCUCGUGAGAGAAUGGACAAGGGGGCUGUGCCUUCUUUAUAUCGGAGCUAAAACAAACUCUUUUAUAUCU